Homarus americanus (American lobster) is the source of this 618-nucleotide messenger RNA. Its product is annotated as cytochrome P450 2L1-like. Gene Ontology annotation, biological process: xenobiotic metabolic process. The record is from RefSeq and is a predicted model, not a curated record. Gene Ontology annotation, cellular component: cytoplasm; intracellular membrane-bounded organelle. NCBI's taxonomy places the organism in Eukaryota, Metazoa, Arthropoda, Malacostraca, Decapoda, Nephropidae. Gene Ontology annotation, molecular function: heme binding; oxidoreductase activity, acting on paired donors, with incorporation or reduction of molecular oxygen, reduced flavin or flavoprotein as one donor, and incorporation of one atom of oxygen; iron ion binding.
AUGAACCGUCAUGACACCCAGUUAGCUUUGAGAAGUCGCAUUGUGGGCCUACGAGAAGCUGGACUCUCCACCCGAGCCAUAUCCCGUGCAAUAGCUUACAAAGUCUCAAAAGUCACCUACAUUUUUCUUUCAGGCAAGCAGUUUGAAAUGACUGACCCACGCCUAUUGGAAUUUGAAAACUUGACUCGCGAGUUGGUGGAGAGCAUGGCUCUUCUGGCCAUCCCAGACAUAUUCCCGUGGAUAAUGUACAUCCUGCCUGGCGCUCUCACAGGACGCAUCUUCCACCUCGACUUACAGAAGAAGAUCAGACAUAAAUUCCUUAUUUAUUUCAAUAAGGAAAUCGAGGAGCACCGAGCCACUCUGGACCGUGAUGACCCCCGGGACCUGAUAGAUGGUUACCUGAUAAUGAUGGAGAAGAAGGCGGAUGACCCGGACAAUACCUUCAGUGUGAAGGAUUUGGCAAUCUUAGUCCUCGACCUGUUCCUCGCUGGGAGUGAGACCACGGCCGACACCCUCACCUGGAUGUUCUACUACCUGGCCACAUACCCGGAGGUGCAGCAGAAGAUGCAGGCAGAGAUAAAUGAGGUCCUCCCUAAGGGCACCCUGGCAACCCUCGAC